Mustela lutreola (European mink) is the source of this 5322-nucleotide messenger RNA. RefSeq names its product nucleolar protein with MIF4G domain 1 (gene NOM1). Gene Ontology annotation, cellular component: nucleolus. The transcript has 11 exons. The record is from RefSeq and is a predicted model, not a curated record. Gene Ontology annotation, biological process: ribosomal small subunit biogenesis. NCBI's taxonomy places the organism in Eukaryota, Metazoa, Chordata, Mammalia, Carnivora, Mustelidae. The coding region runs from base 33 to 2669 and encodes 878 amino acids. Gene Ontology annotation, molecular function: RNA binding; protein binding.
GGCCGGAAGUCGGCGUAGGAGCAGCCGGGAAAAUGGCGGCGUCCGCGAGCGCUGGAACGGCGCGGCGGCUCGGCCGCCGGGGCCGGGGCUCCCCCAGGCAGCCCCGGCGCGGGGUACGCCGCGGGCCGGGGGGCGGCACCGAGGGGGCCCUGAAGCGGCUAAAGCUCGCGGUGGAGGAGUUCGUGCAGGCGAGCUCCGAGGCUGAGAUCCCCGGCGGCGCCGCGGGGCCCCCCACGGGCGGGCGCGUGCGGCCGGGCGGGAGGAAAAGCCGCAAGGAGCUGAGGAAGGAGAAGCGGCACCUGAGGAAGGCGCGCCGGCUGCGGAGGACUGCGGGGCUCGCGGAGGGCCCGCGUGCGGGCGGCGGCGGCGGAGCCGGGGGAACGGGCGGCCCCGGGGCGGCGGCGGCGGCGGCGGGGGAGGGCGGCCGACCGUCCCCUCGUCGGGCCCCGCCGCCGCCGCCGGAGGAGCUGCGACCUCCCCAGGCCAAGGGCGCCCGGGCCCGCCCCGAGCCCAGAGCCCCCCCCGGGACCCCCCGGCCCUCUGCGGCCGCCGCUGCCGCUCGGAAACGGGCACUUCUGGCGGCCAACGAGGAGGAGGACCGGGAGAUCCGGAAGCUGGAGCGGCGCCUCGGCUUGAGCAAGCGCAAGAGGAAGGGCGGCGGGAGCUCCGUGCCGCUCAGCUUCGCCCGGGAUGGGCUCGACUACCUCCUGGGGGCCCUGGAGCCCGGACCCCGCGGCGGCUGGGGCGAAGGCGGCCGCGCGGGGGACGACGAGGAGGAGGGGGAGGAGGACGGACAGACGCUGCGGGACGGCGGCACCGACGGCGGCACCGACAGCGGCACGGACGGCGGCACCGACGGCGGCACGGACGGCGAAGGGCAGCACGAGGCAGAGGAAGAAGAGGGCCGGCCGGGAGCAGAAGCCGGAGCAGAGACCGAGGACGCGGACGGGGACGACGACGGGCGACCAGCCCCGCAAGGGCGAGCCGCGUGCGGAAGGAGCGGAAGGAGAGUCCGUUUUGCGGACGGAGGGAGGGAGCCGGCCCCGGAGGACCCGGGCGCAGCGGACCAGCAGAGUCUCUGUGAGAACGAGGGCAAGUACAUCCCCCCUCACGUGAGGCAAGCUGAGGAGACCGCGAGCGGUCAGAGAAAGGAGGGCCUGCAGAGGCUGCAGAAACAUGUCAAAGGUCUGAUCAACAGGUUGAGCGAGCCGAGCGUGGCCUCCAUCAGCGGGCAGCUGGAGGAGCUGUACAGGGCCCACAGCAGGAAGGAUGUGAACAGCACCCUGACGGGCGUCCUCCUGAACGCCUGCGCGCCCGCCACCGCUGUGCCCAGCCGGCUGGUGAUGGAGCCCGUGCUGGUGCUCAGCAUCCUUCACCACACGGUCGGGGUCGAGGUUGGUGCUCACUUUCUGGAGGCCGUAGUGAAGAGGUUUGACGCCGCCUAUAAGAACGGAGGCGAAGGGAAGGAGUGUGAGAACCUGCUCACCGUCGUCGCUCAUUUGUAUAACUUCCACGUGGUGCACGCUUGCCUGGUCUUUGACAUUUUGAAAAAGCUUAUUGGGACUUUCACAGAAAAAGAUAUUGAACUGACCCUAUUAAUGCUGAAAACCGUGGGCUUCUCGUUGAGAAAAGAUGAUGCUCUGUCACUCAAGGAACUGAUCGUGGAGGCCCAGGCCAAAGCCAGUGCGGCCAGCGGCAAGUUCCAGGACCAGAACAGGGUUCGGUUUAUGCUGGAGACCAUGUUGGCGCUGAAGAACAAUGACGUGCGGAAGAUCCCGGGCUAUGACCCUGAGCCUGUGGAGAAGCUCAGGAAGUUACAGAGAGCGUUGGUGCGCAGCGCCGGCUCGGGCGCCGAAACUCAGCUCCGCAUCUCCUGGGACAGCAUCCUGAAUGCCGAGCAGACCGGCCGCUGGUGGAUCGUGGGGUCCGUGUGGACUGGGGCCCCUAUGAUUGACAACGGUCAGCAGAAGAUCGCAGAGAAGCCACCCUCGGGGACGGUUAGUGGGAAGAUACUAGAACUCGCCCGAAAGCAAAGAAUGAACACCGAUGUCAGGAGGAACAUAUUCUGUACGAUAAUGACUAGUGAAGAUUUCUUGGACGCGUUUGAGAAGCUUCUGAAGCUGCGGCUGAAGGACCAGCAGGAGCGGGAGAUAGUUCAUGUCCUCGUGGAUUGCUGCCUUCAAGAGAAGACCUACAACCCUUUCUACGCAUUCCUGGCUGGCAAGUUCUGUGAAUACCAGAGAAGGUUCCAGAUGACUUUCCAGUUCAGCAUAUGGGAUAAAUUUCGGGACUUAGAAAAUUUGCCAGCCACUAAUUUCUCUAAUUUGGUUCACCUGGUAGCCCACUUGUUGAAGACGAAAUCACUUCCGCUUUCUAUUUUAAAGGUAGUGGAAUUCGGCGAACUGGAUAAACCCAGAGUCCACUUUUUACGAAAAGUGUUAUAUAUUGUGUUAAUGGAAACAGAAGCUGAAGACCUUGGUUCAAUUUUUGCAAGAGUGAGCGACAGCCCGAAGCUGGGCCUGCUGAGAGAAGGUCUGAAGCUCUUCAUCGGCCACUUCCUGCUGAGGGGCGCGCCGGCGAGCACGAGCGGGGAGGCGGCCGAACAGCUGAGGGCGAGGGCCGACCUCUCCACCAAGGCUCUGCAGGGCAAGGCUUCCCUGAUGAUGUAGUCCCGAAGCGGAGAGGAGCGGCCCACACAUUUCUCUGAAAAUGCCCUUUUUAAACCCAGAAGGCUCGUUAUGCCGCUGGCUGCGUGUGCAGGUGGCAGGGCUCUGCCACGGGCUGCUGUGCUUGAGAUCCUGCGUUUCCAGUAAUUUUUAAAUUCAAGGUCAUACUGUGUUUCUGUUUUAAACGUUCUCACGUAUCUGUUUCCAGGGUGGGGAGGGCAGGACAGGUGGCCACGGGCACGUCCUCCAGUAGAGACAGGGCAGGGUGCGGGUGAGAUCACGUAUGUGGUGGCCUUUUUUUUUUUUUUUUUUUUUUUUUUUAAGAUUUUUAUUUAUUUAUUUGACAGACAGAGAUCACAAGCAGGCAGAGGGAGAGGAAGGGAAGCCGGCUCCCUGCCCAUCAGAGAGCCCGAUGCAGGGCUCCAUCCCAGGACCUUGGGAUCAUGACCUGAGCCAAGGCAGAGGCUUUAACCCACUGAGCCACCCAGGUGCCCCUGUGUUGGCCUUAUUUUUAAUAGAUGGUUCGCUAGACGGUGCAGUGAUAAAGAAUUGGAUGGGUCUUUUAUCUUUUUGAUGGACUGAUUUAAAGUCCAAAAACCAUUAGUUAAAUGUGGUAGCUGAUACCUCAUGGAUUAUUUCACUGUUGGGAACGCAAGCGUGUGGGGAGGGUGAGUGGUUGCCCAAAGCCUUGUGGACGCCUGUCCUGCGUGGUGUGGCUGGGAGCUUCCUGCCGGCACUCAGUGCGGUUCCCACAUGCGAGGGCGCGUCCCAUGUGCCUGUCCCGUGUGUGCCCAUCCCGUACACGCCACACUUUACUCGACAACGUGGACGGCACCAGAGAGCUGUCAGACGCCGGACGGUGGGCCUCUGGGCGAAGUCCUGGGAGUAAGUGACUGGGACAGCACUGCUGCCUGCGAGCUGUGAACACUCAUCUAGCGACAGACACCCCCCCCGAGUACCCUGGGCUCUGGCUGAGUCUGUGCAAAGUCAGUCAUGACCGACGAAUGUCUGUCCUUCUCCGGCUCUUAGAAUCGGCUUCUCUGUCUUAAGUGCUGCGAACUUGAGUUAAGUGUCCCCUGUGGCUACUGAAAAGUUAUCAGCACGUGUGCACGGAAUAGUCUUUUCUGGGGUAUCGACACGAGCCCGGGGGCGGUGGCGCGCUGUCCCGCAGGGGGCUCCCCUGGCCGGAGGGAGGCCACUCCCGUGGAAACCCUUUUUGUCACAGGCUUUCAGACACCGUCUGUACGUGAGCCGACGGCAGCGUGUGUUUGGAAAUGACCACGUGACGGCAGCGUAUCCGUGUGUGUCCCUAAACGGACGGAUUUAAGUCUUGAACGCCCAAGGAGCACGAACAGCGGCCUGCCGGCCUCUCCCAGCUCGUCGGCCCCACCGCCGGCCGCCCCGCUCCGCGUCUCCCAGCUGCUCCCGAGCCGCGUCCACAGGGAACAGAGCGCACCGGCCGGGAGCCUGCGCUUUCUCUGCGGGUGGGGGUCAGGCAGGGAGCCGGCGGGGCUGAGCAGGUGCCCCCCUCUGCUGGGGCUCAGCACAGCCGCCUGCCUCCUGGGGUCGGGCUCGGGAGAAAAGUGCGUCAGUCGAGCGAGACCACCGGUUUACCAACACCGUCGACCUGUGCUCGGCGUAAGCGCCUGCUUCCUCGAUGACCUGCAGACCUGCCCACAAGCCGUUCACAGCAGGGGCAGCCGCUAAGACUGAGAAGAACGGUCCCCGGUCCCUGACACGGCCCUCACCUAGUGGGGGGCGUGGCUGCGCAGGCUGACUUUUUGCAGAAGAUAAACUGGGUUCAACGGAAUCCUCUUUUUAUAUCGUCUUUGUUACUAAAACAGUAAAAGCGGUCUCUUUGCCGUGGGAUGAAUUUGUGACUUCCUUCCUGACGACCAAUUCUGGCAGGUAUUACGUGGCAGGCCGUCCGUUAAUGUCUCCUUUUUCAGUGUAAAAGCCCUUUAUAGCAGCACACUGUCACGGUAUCACAUGUUAGUAUGCUCUCAGUGAGUGUAUCUUGACCAAAAGCUACUGUGAACUCAGAUUUGCUUGUAAAUAUGUGGGUUUUCAAAAUGUAUUAUGGUAGGGGCGCCUGGGCGGCUCUGUGAAGCCGCUGCCUCCGGCUCAGGUCAUGCACGACGCCACGGGUCCUGGAUCGAGUGGGCUCCCAGCUCAGCAGGACGUCUGCUCUCCCUCUCCCUCUGCCCCUGCUUGUACUCCGUCUCUGACAAAUAAAGUCUUUAAAAAAGAUGAAGUAAAAUUUGACCCUACAGUAUCAUAGUUUAUUAUUUCCCAUCUACAAUAAAAUGUAUCUUAAAAAAGUAAGAUGUGUUACAGUAAUACUCUGCUCUGGAAAAUACUGUCCCCAGUGCUUGGUAUACAUGGAAAUUUGGGGGCUUCUUGUGGUGCAGGUUGAGAACUGCUAUUGUAUUGACAGAAUUUGUGAAAAGACCUCAUCUUUUAGGGGACUUCGUCUUUUUUUCCCUCUAAGUAAUCUCUGCAUCCAGCCUGGCGCUUGGACCCUAAGAGCAGGAGUCAAAUGUUCUACCGACUGAGCCAGCCGGGAGUCCCUAGGGGAUUUCAUCUCUAAAACAGAAUAAGGAACAAACUUUUUAAUGUAUUAAAAUGUAUAAAUAAAGUAAUUUUUUGUAUUUUA